UGGUUAUCACUUCUGUCUAACAUAUUCUUCGGAAUUGUUCACAGGCGGUCCUCAGUUCGAACCUGGGUCGAAUCAUGUUUUGCCCGCCCCAACAACUCAGUUCCCGUUACACUCCUGAUAUCCUUGUCUUACGUCUUAUUGGCCCUGUACAACGUCUCAAAAUAUCUCAUACGUUGUACUAUCUCCUCUCUGUUCCAUUCGCGUCGUCUGGUUGGCACCCUGCAAUCCAACCUCGUGCAACUCUUGCCAACCUUUCUACGGCACACUGUCGCCCCACCAGUUGAUGUCACCCGAUCACCUUCCCCGUUCUUGUUCCUGAAGCUCAGCUCCUGGCAAGGCGCACGAUGCUCUGCAGGCCACAGCAUCGGGAACGGCACAUGCACCGAUCGAGUCGACUCUAGAGGGUGGCGGACCAGGGACCCCGCACACGCUUUCAAACCGCCGCCUCAUCGUUCGCGGAACGCCCGACAACGCAGACACACACGGACACUGGCUGGAGCCCAGUCGUUGGUCACACGGACAGCACAGGAAGCAGGCAUACGACCGCGCCGGUCGCUUCGUUGCACGAUACGUACGGGCUGCACGACGCCGACGGUCUGGAUGGGAGGCCAUAGCAGAGGGGGAAGGCGCGGAGCAUCCAGGCUGGGAGGAAGCUGGGGGAGGUCUCUGAAAUGGGCAGCUUCGGCGCAUACAGCGACCGCGAAGACUCAGGGAUUUCGGCCGGGGGUUCUUCUGGCGUUGAUCGCUCCCUUGCUCGUAUCUCGAGGGACGCUGGAGGCCUUCAUUCAUCGCCCGUGAAGGACACUCUCCGACGAUGAUGCCUCGACUAUUUCUCGUACUCUCUCCGAGAUUGCCCAACUCAGUAUCGCGGACGCUGAAGCUAUGGAGGCGGAUAUGCGCGUGCUUUAUUUCACACUGGUUCAGUUCGCGACCACAGAGGAUGGUGUUAUGCCCCGCCGUCCGAUAGAAGCUAUCCUGGACUCCUGGGUCACUUUCCAGUGGACUGGGAAUAAAGACUUUUGUGCGUCCAGCGUGUAAAGUAUUCUACAGCGGGGAGCCAUGCCCUGUAUGCGUAUGUACCUGCAGCCACACAUCUCGCGUGAGUCACCUGCGGAAGCCCCUCCGCAUGAUGACAGCGCGUCAACUACAGGGAAAUCUUCCGCAGGAACGACGCGAUUGUCUUGGUCGCCUCACCCUGCUCUGUCCAGGCAAGCCUAAACUGGGUCGCAAGCUUGCGCGCGUUUUCCCAUUUCCGCAAGCCCUCUCCCUCUCUCGCGGCGGCCAAAACGCGCGCAAACUCUUCCUUGACCGCGCCGGAAGGCUGCUGGCCGGAAUACAUAGGGCGCAUCCCGUUCUCACCCGAUCGGAUCUCGAUGAGGUGGAAGGCGACGUCGAGAACCUGCGAGAGCAGGACUGCGGCCGUGGGCUGGUCUCCGUCAAACGGCCACACGAUCAUCGGCACCCCAGCUGAGAGCGACUCGGUGAUCCCGCCGUGGCCGCCGUGUGUGACAAACCAUCCUGUUGCCUGGGCACUCUUGUUGGGGGCACCAAGCAGUCGACAUUCCAAGCGGCGAGGCAGCGAUUCUCUCCGUUAGCGAGUGUGGAACUCGCGCUGCGAAGGAUGCAUGCGCCAAGAUCUGCUUUCUGUCAACACCUUGAUAUCAGGACUCUCGCGACUCUCGAUGCACGUACAAAGUGGAAAUUCAUCUCAAUCAAUGUAUCCACUAGCUGUUCGAGAUGAGCAGUAUCUCGCGGCCAAAAGAGGGUUCCGAA
This is a messenger RNA of Mycena citricolor, 1773 nucleotides long. The record is from the annotation of a GenBank genome assembly. NCBI's taxonomy places the organism in Eukaryota, Fungi, Basidiomycota, Agaricomycetes, Agaricales, Mycenaceae.